Fusarium sp. VM40 is the source of this 1356-nucleotide messenger RNA. Lineage: Eukaryota; Fungi; Ascomycota; Sordariomycetes; Hypocreales; Nectriaceae. The record is from the annotation of a GenBank genome assembly.
AUGUCAAGUCCGCAAAGUCAGAGCCCACCGGCUUUGCUAUGGGAUCACCAAGAUUUGGUCCCUAUUCAGAAAAGUCUUCGCGAAGAGGAUAUACUUUUGUUGUUAACUCCCGCCGCUGUUCCUUUAGAUCCGAGUCUUGCCAAUGCAACUGACCCCUUCGAGCCCCUGGGUCAAGCACUUGCACAAACCCAUCCCUGGACUCGCCAUGUUCCAUACACAAAGGAGCGUGGCAUCACUUCCGACCAUGUGGCAUUCAUCAAGAUAGCACGGAUUGUGGUGUUCGUGUUGACUGGCUUCUCGUCAGAAGAAGGUGCUUUCCAACUAGAACUUGCGGAGGAAGUUCGAGAAGCAUGCGAGGAACGCCCUAUCGCUCUUGUGGCCUGCUGCGAUGUCCUCAAAAAUGAAGCGCACGAAUCCGGGUUUCAAACCAUAAUACAGUCUCCGAGCUAUUUUGUGGUAGAUCUUCAAGCCACCGCUGCUUUGUUGACAAGUGACCGAGCAGCAACAACUAUCCGGCCAACGGUCAGAGACUCUCCUUCACCCCCUUGGUCACUAGUAAAAUGGGACUUCGAAAAGGAUCUCCCAGAUAUACAUGCAUUGUGGAAAGAAGCUUUCCCAGCCCAGUUUCAUCUAGACCGCUCUACCCUUGGGUCCCUCUUGAAGCGGGAUGGUUAUGCGAUGCAUUACCUUGUUCGUGAGCCGAAGACUGGGAAAGCUGUGGGAUUCUGCGCUACUUUCACAACAUUUACGGACAGUAGCGGCGAUCGACUGAUUGGGUCGAUAGCCGCUCUCAUUGUUCACAAACAGUAUCGGGGCCGAGGUAUUGGACGCACACUUUACAAUGAAGUAAUGAGUAAACUUCACCGAAUUCGAGGUGUCGGCAUCAUACAGCUUGGCAGCACAUUUCCCAGGUUGCUUUAUGGUCUUCCAGUUCCUGUAAGUAACACUGAAUUCUUCCAGAAGCGAGGAUGGAAUACGAAGGAAAAUACACCUGGGAACGGUCGACGCGCAUUGGACUGGAUCUUAAGAUUCGCCGAUCAUCCAGUUCCUGACUUGGCAUCCGCUGGUUUGACCUUCAGAUCAUACCAGUUCUCAGACUAUCAACAAGUUAUAGACUUGGCAAAUAAGGAAUCCCAGAAGAGAUAUGGGUUCGGGUGGUACGAUCAAUACGCCAGGUAUAUGGAUAGCUCUUUUAUGAACGAUGUCGUUGUUGGGCUCGAAGGAAACAACUUAGUUGCGGCGGCAAUUACAUAUUUCCCCAGCAACGGAAGUCCUUGCGGUGCAGAUAUCCCAUGGCCAGCCACGAUUGGACCAAGUAUUGGGGGAGUUUCUUGCAUCUGCAUCAAAGGUGAGUGA